CCGGCACCUGCAGGAGAGACGGUGGGCGUCCGGGCCCCCCGAGCCCUGCCCCCUCCCGGGGUCCAGUCCUUCCCCGGGCUCUGCGUCCCCACAGAGGCCUGGUCGCGACUCCUGGCUCUGCCACAGGCGCCCGACCCUGGGUACCUCCUGCGCCGCGGCGGGAAGCGACUGCUCGGGGUUGCGAGGUCCCACGCCGCCGGCCCCGCCCAGGGCCCCCUUCAGGACGCGGUACUCUCGGUAGAGCGCUGCGGGGUGCGGUCAAGGGUCACCAGGUGCCGCCGGCUCCCUCCCCGCCCGCACCCUCCCGGCCGCGCUCCCUCCCGCCGCGCUGUCCCUGCGCUCACCGCGGGUCUCCUCCGGCGCCGCCUCCACGUCCUCCUGCGGAAGGAGCGCGUCAGGCCGCAGCCGCACCCUCCGCCCCCCGCCCCCCGCCCCCGGGCAGCCCGCACCUGGCCCGGCCGCCGCCCGCACCGCCUCCGGAACGCGCGCUCCCAGUCCCGCAGCCGCUCCCGCACGUCCCGCAGCCGCUCCAUGGCGCCGGCCGGGCGGCCCCGGGCCCCGCGAAUCUCCCGCCUCGAGGGCGACGCCGGCCGCCGGCCAAUGGGGGCGCCCGGUAGGGUCGGAGGCGGGGCGGCUCCGCAGCCGCCGCCGGGACAGCCAAUCAGGGGGCCCUGGUGGGGCGGCCAAUGGGUGGCGAUUACGUCAUCGCGGCGCGCGGAGGCGCUGGGCGGGGCGCCGCGGACGGCGAGGCGGGGCGGAUGGCGGUGGCAGCGGCAGCGGCCGUGGGGCCGGUGCUGGUCGCUCGGUCCUGUCACAGCGAGGUAUGAGUCGUCCUCGCGACGUUUGUCUCCAGGCAGCGCAAGGCCGGGGGUUGGCGUUCCGGGCGCCUCCAGAACCAGUGCCCUGAGGACUCGCGUUGUGCAUGAGGUUGGGAAGCGCGGGGCCUCUGGAGCCAGACUGCUCCCCCUGCCCCGGGCUCAUCGCCCAGGCUGUGACCUUGGGCUGGCAAGGUGUAGAGCUUGGUUUUCUAAUCUGUUCCCAGGGGUAGGACCGGGAAGCGGUUUUGAGGAUGAGGUGCUUGGCGCGCAGUGGCUUCCUGCCUGGCCCAGCGCGAUGCACACACUUGUGUUCCUGAGCACACGGCAGGUGCUCCAGUGCCAGCCAGCUGCCUGCCAGGCCCUGCCCCUGCUGCCUCGAGAGCUCUUCCCCCUGCUGUUCAAGGUGGCCUUCAUGGACAAGAAGACUGUUGUGCUUCGCGAGCUGGUGCACACAUGGCCCUUCCCGCUGCUCAGCUUCCAGCAGCUGUUGCAGGAAUGUGCCCACUGCAGCCGGGCCUUGCUGCAGGAACGCCCCAGCACAGAGAGCAUGCAGGCUGUGAUCCUGGGGCUGACGGCCCGGCUCCACACCCCAGAGACGGAGGCUGGUACACAGCCUCUCUGCAGGAAGCAUGCCCUGCGAGUGCUGGACAUGACGGGCCUCCUGGACGACGGUGUGGAGCAGGACCCUGGUACCAUGAGCAUGUGGGACUGCACAGCAGCGGUGGCCCGCACCUGCAUCGCGCAGCAGCAGGGCGGGACUGUGGAGCCUGGGCAGGCCCCCCUUCCUGUGGAGGUUCGUGUGGACCUGCGGGUGAACAGGGCCUCAUAUGCAUUCCUGCGGGAGGCGCUCCGAAGCAGUGUAGGCAGUCCCCUGCGGCUCUGCUGCCGGGACCUGCGGGCUGAGGACCUGCCCAUGCGCAACACCGUGGCUUUGCUGCAGCUGCUGGACGCGGGCUGCCUGCGCCGUGUGGACCUGCGCUUUAACAACUUGGGUCUCCGUGGCCUGUCUGUCAUCAUCCCCCACGUGGCCCGCUUCCAGCACCUGGCCAGCCUGCGUCUGCACUAUGUGCACGGGGACUCCAGGCAGCCCUCUGUGGACGGCGAGGACAACUUCCGUUACUUCUUGGCCCAGAUGGGCCGCUUCACUUGUCUGCGGGAGCUCAGCAUGGGCUCCUCUCUCCUCUCGGGACGGCUGGACCAGCUGCUCAGCACCCUGCAGAGCCCCCUGGAGAGCCUGGAGCUGGCCUUCUGUGCUUUGCUGCCUGAGGAUCUGCGCUUUCUGGCACAGAGCCCACAUGCCGUCCAUCUCAAGAAGCUGGACCUUAGUGGCAAUGACCUGUCCGGCAACCAACUCGAGCCUUUUCAGGGCUUACUGCAGGCGGCCGCGGCCACGCUGCUGCACCUGGAGCUGACCGAGUGCCAGCUUGCGGACACCCAGCUGCUGUCCACGCUCCCUGUGCUGACGCGCUGCGCCAGCCUCCGCUACCUCGGCCUCUACGGCAACCCGCUGUCCAUGGCGGGCCUCAAGGAGCUCCUCCGGGAUUCAGUGGUGCAGGCUGAGUUACGCACGGUGGUGCACCCCUUCCCUGUGGACUGCUACGAAGGCCUGCCCUGGCCGCCGCCGGCUUCUGUCCUGCUGGAGGCUUCCAUCAACGAGGAGAAGUUUGCUCGCGUCGAGGCCGAGUUGCACCAGCUGCUACUAGCCUCAGGCCGUGCGCAUGUGCUUUGGACCACAGACAUUUAUGGGCGCCUGGCAGCAGACUACUUCAGCCUAUGACCUCCAGGCCGCGCUGGGGUUCAGGGCUGCUGCAGACCCCUCCUUGCCUUAGGUAGACGGACCCUUUCCUGGCACCCUGCUGGAGGCCUGACACGAGGCCCUGGUCUCAGGUUUCCUUGCUCCUGGGCGCUGUGGGCCUUCUUUUGCUUUGGGCAGUGCCGUUUGGUUUGCCUUGAGCCCAUGCCCCUGACUGGCUGACUGUGGGCUUCAGGGCUGGAUUCCAGGCCUGCACGGCCAGAUUCGGUUUGGGUGCACUUGGCUGCCCUUGGUGUUCUGGUCCUUUCGGAGGGUGUUCUCUCUAGGCCCUUCCCAAGAGCGGACUGCCCUGGGGCUGAAGCUGGAACAUGGACCUGCUUCAAGGAGCGCUGGGUCUCCCUGCCCUGGCACCCAGGAGACCUCCUGGCAGGGCUUUGGAGCCAGAAGGUGUCGUUAAGGUACAACGUGCAGUGUGUUUGGAACUCGAA
Messenger RNA from Lutra lutra (Eurasian river otter), 3059 nucleotides. It is a transcript of the gene LRRC14, whose product is annotated as leucine rich repeat containing 14. Gene Ontology annotation, molecular function: kinase binding. NCBI's taxonomy places the organism in Eukaryota, Metazoa, Chordata, Mammalia, Carnivora, Mustelidae. The coding region runs from base 532 to 2595 and encodes 687 amino acids. Gene Ontology annotation, cellular component: cytoplasm. The transcript is spliced from 5 exons. The record is from RefSeq and is a predicted model, not a curated record.